Messenger RNA from Microtus oregoni (creeping vole), 1100 nucleotides. RefSeq names its product chromosome unknown C4orf36 homolog (gene CUNH4orf36). The transcript is spliced from 4 exons. The coding region runs from base 187 to 540 and encodes 117 amino acids. The record is from RefSeq and is a predicted model, not a curated record. NCBI's taxonomy places the organism in Eukaryota, Metazoa, Chordata, Mammalia, Rodentia, Cricetidae.
AGCGGGCGCACGAGCAAGCAGGAAGGCGCGUUCCGCGGCGGGGCGGCUGCGAGUGCGCGGCCAUGUACGCCUAGCGCUUGCUGCCCUGGGUGGCGCGGCUGAGGCCCACGGACCUUCAGCCGGGCCAAGAGCACCGGAGACAGUACAUCAGGCUCCUAUGUAAGAGAAAGACCGUGACCAUUCACCAUGGCGUAUGGCUUGCCAAGAAAGAACACAGUGCAAACCAUUUUGAAGGGCAGUUGUUACAAAAUACAGGAACCAUGGGACCUUGCAAAGCUCACAAAGACCUGGUACACAAACUUAGUGAACAUCAGGUUGCCGUUCUUGGGAGAAAUUGCUUUUGGUAGUCCUGUGAAGCUCACGCCAUGCAAAACCGUCAAGGAUGGCCUGCUCCCUUCAGCACAAUCCAUCAAACUCGAAAAUGAGUAUGAAAAAAAGCGCCUAGCAAAGCUGAAGUGUCAGGAGAACGCGCACAAGGAAAUGCAGGGUUUACUAAGGCAGCAGAGAGUCGGCUUGCGGAGACCUCUUCAACCCAAGUGAGCCGGUGUGCUGUUGAUCUGAACCUGCUUCCGGCGUCCACGGGGAUGGCCUCUGAUUCUCUCAUGGUAUCGGGCAGACACGGUGGUGCCUGUGGGUGACAUAGCGUGGUGGGUUCCUGCUACACUCUUGUUCCCUGUGCGCAUACGGCAGCCCUCCCUGUAAGUAGAUGAAAGACCACCUGGGGUUGAGUCAUUCUGUGUCGGUCAUUUCGUGCUUGUAAGAUGGCGUGGGGAAGAUGACGGUCCUUGUGAGAGGCUGCAUGCUGAAGAAACGUCUGGACAUGCAUCCUUGAGAUCCCAGGGAGAGUUCUCAGAAAGACGGUGAGAGAGAAGCUCCUCUCUUCACAGCGAGAAUCCGCACACUUUCAUCUGGUUAAGAAGCAGCUAGGUUUCAUUUCAGUGCCUCUGUGAUUAUUGAUUUCUGGUAAAGUAUCACUUAUUCUUCUAAUGUGGCACUUUAUUUUUUAACUUCUUAUUAUGUAGUACUUUAAAGAAAGACUUAUUCUAUUCUUGUUCUCCUGAAAAAAAAAUUGUCAAGCCACUUUCCUUCUCACUAAUGUU